Molecule: messenger RNA, 2152 nt
Organism: Bicyclus anynana (squinting bush brown)
Lineage: Eukaryota; Metazoa; Arthropoda; Insecta; Lepidoptera; Nymphalidae
Gene: Trx2
Product: thioredoxin-2
Exons: 3
Coding region: 168-488 (106 amino acids)
Molecular function (GO): protein-disulfide reductase activity
Source: RefSeq, a predicted model, not a curated record
UGCAAAAAAAUUAUUAAUCUGUCUUCUCACUGACCAACCACAGAUAAUAUAACUUUAUUUUUUGUUGAUUGAUUGUUCUAAAAUUUUGGCAUUUCUUGUCAGCCGCGUGUUCCAGUGGUUAAUCUUUUUGGUCGCAAUUUUCCUUGAAAACUAUUAACAGUCAUAAAAUGGCCAUCCACAUCAAAGACUCGGACGACCUCAAGACCAGGCUGGCGGAAGCUGGCGAGAAGUUGGUGGUGAUCGACUUCAUGGCCACCUGGUGCGGGCCCUGCAAGAUGAUCGGGCCCAAGCUUGAGGAGCUGGCCAACGAGCUCGCUGACUCCAUCGUCGUGCUCAAGGUGGACGUGGACGAGUGCGAGGACAUCGCCACGGAGUACAACAUAAACGCGAUGCCGACCUUCGUGUUCGUGAAGUCUUCCAAGAAGAUCGAGGAGUUCUCCGGAGCCAACGUGGACAAACUCAAGAACACCAUACUUAAGCUCAAGUAAAAAAAAAUAUAUAAACAUGCGAGCGGUAUGUACGCUAUACUCCGGCUGUUAUACUGUUCUAUAUUUGACAGACAACAUAUACACUGACAAUACUGUUAAAAGAGAACAUUCAGAUGCUGUAGCUUAGAAGGAUCAGACUUUGUCUAUAAAGGCCCUUUAUUGACAGAGAAACUUAAAUGGGAUUGCUGGGAAUUAAAUAGGUCGCUUAUUAUUGUUUACGUUAGUUCUUUGUCUUUUAUAUCUUAAAAAGGAAUUUAUAAAAAUAAGUAGUCCUAUAAUAAUCAUUAUGCUUAUGUGUGUAUAUGUAAAGUAAGAUUUAACAGGUAAAUUUUACAAAAACUCUUAAAAUUUUGAAUUAACAGAAUAGAUCACUUAAAUAAUCGUAAUUUUCAAUUCUCUACUUAAUGAUAAAAAUAAUUAAGUAGCGAAAUGCGAAUGAUCCGAUGGGUAUUUUUGAAUAAGUUACCUGCAAAUUUUCUAUUAGCUACAAAUUCAUAUACAUGCUUAAGUUAUUUAUACAGGUAUUUGUGUUAUUUUUGACAGUAUUGAUUUAAAAUAAUGAUAUUGAAAAAUUAACUUUCCAACCUAACCAUCUCUUUGGUGCCUCCUUCAUCUAGGUUAUACUGGCGAGUUUAUCUGUGUCCAAUUGGUACAAAUUAAAGCCAUAAAGAAGAAUUGAAUUGAUGUGCAUAUUAUUUGACAGCAAAAUGUUAAAUAAAGAACAGUAUAAAUGACACCGAGCAUAACCGCAGGCGGAUAAACGUGCAUUAAGUGUAUGAACAAAGAACAUUUUUUUAAUGAAAAAAAAAGCAUUUUUAUACUGUAAUGGCCUAAUAUAUAGAACUGUAUGUUUAUUUAUUAUUGAUUUAUACAAAUAUGGAAUUAAUUGUUCGCAAACAAUUUGCAAGAAAUUAUAUUUUUUUCAUGUCUGCAUUUAUCUAAUUAAUUUAUUUCUCUUAUAUAAAGGCACAGACACUGUCUUAUGGAAUAAAUGAAAAAUAAAAUAAUGUUUCUGACAAAUUGUUAAUAAUAAUUUAUUGUACAACAUAAUAAUAAUUAUAUUGUUGGAAAUAAAUAGCCGCGAAGUGUCUUAACAAUCGAGGACUAAAUGGAAAAGAUAGACGGAACAAGAGCUUCAUAAUACUACAAAACGUGUAAUUUUCUUAGUGUACUGCGAUGUUUCGUCAGUAUUAUAAUAUUGAUUGUCACUGGUUUGUUAGUUAUUCUACUAUCAAGAAAUAAUCCUAGUAAGAACCAACAAUAAAAUAUCAACUGUUUACUAUAUUUUCAAAAUUGAACCGUUCUCCUGUCACUGAACAAUUUAAUUUGUGUCUUCUCCAUCUAUGUGAUACUGGCAAGAGUUGUGCACACAAAUGUGAGCUAUAAAGAUGGCCGACAACUUAACAAUUUCAUAUACUCGUAAUAAAACAUUUCGUAAUGUGAUGGUGGCAUAGUUAGGAGCCUUGAAAUUGGCAUAAUUUUUCUGUGUAUGCUCCGUCUAUCAUUUUAAUCUACUCUUCAUAACGGUAAUAUAGUUUUUAAUAUAUUUAGCACGUAGAAUAGACAUUUUGCACAAGUGCUAGCGCGUACAUACCAAAUGUUCGUAAUAUUCCAUUAUGUAUGUUAAAAAAAGUAUUGUUAUUGGAAUAAAAUGUCUUACGUAA